AACACGCAAACAUCGUGACAACUGACAGUUUAAAAUUAUUUAAGUAAACGUAAACAAUAUUGACAACUUUCGCGAUUUUGAUUAUUUCUAAACAUUAAUUCGUGUUAAAAACCCCCAGAUAAUGUUGUUUUAGCCCCUAACUUCGUUUCUGGGGUAAUGUAAGUACGAAUCAUUCAGUUUCCAUAUGGUAAUUAAGUGACGUGGCUUUAACAUAACCUCACACACUCGCUUACAACAAAAAUUCUCCGUGUUUACGUACAAUAAUGGAAAGACGGUCAGUAAAAAAACGAAGCAGCGAAUCUCUACUCAUGGAAAAUGGUGAAACCCCGCAAAUUCACCUUCCUACUAAUUUAAAAGGGGACAAAAGAAACAUCGCACUUCUGCUAUGUUUGUACACCCUUCAAGGGAUUCCUUUGGGGCUCAGUUCCGCGAUUCCAAUGAUUCUCCAGAAUCGCGGCGUCAGCUACAAGCAACAGGCUGAGUUUAGUUUUGUCACAUGGCCAUUUAGUUUGAAGCUUCUGUGGGCCCCAAUAGUGGAUUCGAUUUUUUCAUCACGAGUAGGAAGGCGGAAAACGUGGCUAAUACCCACACAAUACUUAAUAGGUGCAUUUAUGUUAUUGUUGAGUGGCCACGUUGAACAGUGGUUGGGGAGUGAGGGAGUCGAACCAAAUAUUGAAAUUUUGACAUUCCUGUUUUUUUCUUUGAAUUUUUUGGCUGCCACUCAGGACAUCGCGGUGGAUGGGUGGGCCUUAACUAUGCUAAAAAAGCGUAAUGUUGGACACGCGUCGACUUGCAACAGUGUUGGACAAACAGCUGGAUUUUUCUUGAGUUAUGUGGUGUUCAUGGCGCUGGAGUCAGCCAGUUUUUGUAAUAUGUAUAUGCGGAGUGAGCCUGAAGAUACGGGUAUUGUUACCCUUCCCGGAUUCUUGUAUUUUUGGGGGUGGGUAUUCGUUGUCAGUACAACCCUGGUUGCCUUACUUAAAAAGGAAGUUGAACCACGUGACUCAGAACAUGAAGUUGUUCAUGACAGGGAUGUACAAACUGCCUACAAAUCACUCAAGGACAUUCUUGCCUUAAGGCCUGUACAGACUUUGGUUAUAAUCCUACUAACUUGUAAAAUUGGAUUUUCUUCAACUGAUAGCGUAAUGACGCUUAAGCUGGUUGAGGCUGGAAUCCCCAAGGAGCGUUUAGGAUUAAUGGCCAUUCCUUUAAUUCCUGUACAAUUGGCGCUACCUUUGGUCAUAGCAAAGUACACGACAGGUCCCCGCCCCCUUGAUAUUUUUGUCAAAGCUAUCCCGUAUCGAUUAUUAUUUGGGUUUGUUGCGGCCUUUAUGGUCUGGGUAACCCCAAUUCUUGUCCCUGAUGCCUCCCAAGGCUUACCUUUCCUAUAUGUUAUGUUCCUGGUUGGAUGCUAUGCGUUGCAUCAAGUGUGCGUCUAUUGCAUGUUUGUGUCAAUCAUGGCCUUCUUUGCCAAGAUUAGUGAUAGUUCAGUGGGGGGUACUUACAUGACCCUACUCAACACAGUCACUAAUUUAGGGGGUAAUUGGCCUGCUAUGUUGGCACUAUAUUUUGUUGAUCCACUAACUUGGAAACAGUGUGAGGGUGGAACUGAAAGUUUAGAUAAUACUUGUAGGGAUUCAUUAGAAAAAGAAUUAUGUGUGAACAAAGGUGGGAAGUGCGUCACCAUAUUAGACGGUUUCUACAUAGAAACAGCAAUUUGCGUUGCCAUAGGUUUCAGUUGGCUGCUCUGGGGCCGAAAAAAAAUUAAUUACGUCCAAUCCCUGGACGAUUAUUCCUGGAAGCUUCAGAAGAGGAAGAGAUAGUGAUCGGUUUUAUGCCACAUAAUUAUCAAUGUUGGUUUUUUUUUUUGCACGGUUUGAAAUUGUCCAUAAUUCAAGUUUGACGCAUUUGAAUUGCAUUUUUGUUGUUAGCUCAAAUUUUUAAAGGAAAUUAUAGUAAUUUAUUUUGUUUUAGUACGUUAAAGAGCGUACGCGGCGUGUUCUAAUUAAUGCACUGUUGUACGAUUACGGAGUAUUUAUGUUUUGUUAGUGAGGUAGCGCAAUUUGUGAUAGACGGGAAGUGCACACGCUUCCCGUCAUUAGAUGGCGCUGCCGUUACAAAGUUUAUAAUUUUGUAUUUCUCGACCAGAAGACAAUAUCACUAGUGUGUGAUUUUUUUGAACAAAAUAAAAAAAAUAAUUUUCCUA
Messenger RNA from Zophobas morio, 2206 nucleotides. RefSeq names its product acetyl-coenzyme A transporter 1. Gene Ontology annotation, cellular component: membrane. NCBI's taxonomy places the organism in Eukaryota, Metazoa, Arthropoda, Insecta, Coleoptera, Tenebrionidae. The record is from RefSeq and is a predicted model, not a curated record. The coding region runs from base 264 to 1823 and encodes 519 amino acids. The transcript is spliced from 4 exons. Gene Ontology annotation, molecular function: acetyl-CoA transmembrane transporter activity.